Molecule: messenger RNA, 1083 nt
Organism: Suillus fuscotomentosus
Lineage: Eukaryota; Fungi; Basidiomycota; Agaricomycetes; Boletales; Suillaceae
Product: Golgi apparatus membrane protein TVP38
Exons: 7
Coding region: 83-955 (290 amino acids)
Biological process (GO): mitotic spindle elongation; vesicle-mediated transport
Cellular component (GO): Golgi membrane
Source: RefSeq, a predicted model, not a curated record
GGAGUAUUACAUGAUAGUAGCCGUCCCCUCUGUUCCUGCCUGACACAACACUGCAAUCACCAAAUUCUUCUUUCGCUCAAAUAUGUUAGUCGCACUCACGAGUGGGGCUCGUUUUGUCAAGGGCCUCCUACAAUCAGCUAGCUCGAGGUACCAAAAGCUCAGUCUAAUUGGAAAGGCUUUGAUAUGGUUCAUCCUAUUCUUCUAUCUCUGCUCAGCCGCAUUUAUUGUUGUGGUCACUCCGGCUCGCAUUGCUCAAUUCACGUACGAUUUCGCUCAAGACAUCCGACAUCUUUCCUAUGGGUACACAAUUCUUAUCAUUAUCAUGAUCGCUGUAUCCUUCCCCCCUUUCAUUGGACAUACUACGCUCCUCAACUUGUUCGGUUUCACGUACGGUUUGCGAGGCUUUUUCCCUGCAGCAUUUGGAUCACUGGCAGGCUCUGCAAUAGUUUUUGUUACUCUUCGAAUCAUGUUCAGCAAGAGGCUGCGUUCAUGGACUUCCACUAAUGAGAAAUGGCAGGCUCUAGAAGCUGUGAUACGAUCAAGAGGCAUGCCCUUGAUUAUUCUCAUCCGUGUUUCUUCAUUUCCACCGUGGGCUUGGUCAAACUCAUUAUUCGCAAGCAUAGCGCCGGUGUCAUUGUUCCAGUUCUUCAUGGCGACUUGGUUUACCCUCCCGAAGGUUAUGGUUUACGUGUUCGUCGGAUCUCGUAUUGCUAGACUCUCAGACGGCGAACAGAGAAAUCAUAUGGAUACCCAAACAAAGAUUGUCAACGGCCUUCUAGUUGUCGGCGGUAUCUCGAUAUCUGUUCUAGCUAGCUCGCUGGUCUAUCAUCUCAUGCAGAAGGAGAUCAAGCGUCUACAUGACAGCCCGUCGGAGCGUGACGAACUCGCUGCAGAGGCACUCGAGGCAGCAGAGGAAGCGCCUUUGUUGGGAUCUGACUCUUUGAGUUCUCCGUAGAGUUUCACACCCGCUCCCUUGGUGAGCUUACUGCAGUGGAAUCUAUAGUGAAAUGCAAUCAAUUACGGAACACCGAAUUAAGCUAGCUUUAUUAUCACUACACAUAUCUAACUACAGAAUGUCACACA